GUAAAAGACUAGAGUAAAAACUUCUGGUUGGUUGCUUGUUGUCUGACCAUUCAAGACCCAAAAACCCUAGUUCCUGUACAUUCCCUUAUUAUAGCCAUGUCUGGGAAAGAUAUAUUUUCCAAGCACUUACCUAACAUCAAUCUGGCCACACGAUUCGAUGCUGAAGGACGUGAAAUUCAGGUGGAAAGACGGGAAGAUGAGGAGCAAAAUUUGAAGCAGCAGGAGAUUUUUGACAUACUUGUGGCUGCUGGUUACUUCCGGGCAAGGAUUAAGGGCCUGUCAGCAUUCGAUAAGAUCGUGGGAGGGAUGGUUUGGUGCAUGGAAGCCUGUGACUUUGACGUGGAUGUCGAUCUUCUUUUCAGCGAGAACCUCACCAUUGGCCAGAAGAUCGCUCUCACUGAAAAAAUCGUGGCAGUGCUGCCAAAAAUGUCUUGUCCUCAUUUAAUUGAGCCACAUCAGAUUCAGGGCUUGGACUUUAUCAAUAUCUUCCCGGUGAUACAGUGGCUGGUGAAGAGAUCCGUGGAAAAUCGCGCUGAGAGGGCUGAAAAACUCAAGUCCUUUGCCGUUGGGCAGUUUCACAAUCACUUUAAGCUCCAAGUGGACAAAGUUGCCAAAGAGAAGAAUACCAAGGUGCUGGAAAAUAUUGAAAAAAUCCAGAAUCUCUAUGCUCCUCGGCGGGAAUUCAAGAAGAAAUCUUCUGCCGGAAGCUCAGAGGAUGAACUGACAAGAGUGAGGAUCACUUUGCUGGAAUUUGGGGACAAGGGACGCCUCCUGGCCACAAACAGGCAGAAAAGCACCGAGAAGAGUCUCAGUACUGAAGAAAUGGAGGAGAAGGCAUCGGAAGUCGAUGAGAGCGAUGUUGAGCAUUUAUUUUCUCAUUUAUCUGUGCAAGACAUUCAGGAUGAUUAUUUGGAGUUUUCUCAACUCAGCGAAGCCGACAGGGAAAAAAUCAAGCAAAAUUACGAGGAGCUCAAGUCUGAAUUCUCAAUUGAUAGCCAAGAACUUUCGCAACAGAAUCAAAUCAAAGCACUUUUGGUCACAAAACAGAGCCUGGAAAGGAAAUUGGCGAAAAUUGAAGGAGGAAAUAGCGAACUCAGUGAUGCCCUGAAGCAGCUCAAGGAGCAAAUUAAUACUUUGGUUCAGGAAGAAGAGGAAACCAGUGCAGAAAUUGCGGAUUUAAUCCGACGAGAGGAGGAAUCUGAUACUAGUGUUUUGGAGACUGUCAAAGAAUUAGUGCUGCAAAAUGAUGCCCUUAAGCAGGAAGAAGUGGAGUUUAAAGAGAAAUGUAGAAAGGAAUUGGUUGAAUUGCAGCAAAAAAUCAGUGAUCAAGAAAACAAAUCACCAGAUAAAGAAGAAACAGCAAUUAGAAGUGAGCUUGAGGCUGAAAAACAGAGAUUACAGGCUUUGAGAUUGCAACUGGCUAAGCAGAAUCGAGCUAUUGUAACUCUGCAAAGGCAACUAGAUGCGAUUCCAGAUAGGACUGAGCUGGCUCAGUAUCAGAGACGAUUCCUAGAACUCUACAAUCAGGUCAGUGCUAAGCAUCGGGAGACGAAGCAUUUCUACACGCUCUACAACACCCUGGGAGAUACCAAGAUGUAUUUGACAAAGGAACUGGAGCUCCUGAAUUCCAUUUAUGAGAACUACAGUGCAACGCAGAAUUCAUCAACUUCUAGAGCCCAGUUUCUCAAGCAAUUUGAAUCAUUGGCUGAAGGAAUUCGUCAGAUGAAAAUUAAGAUCAAGAACAAGUGUGAUGAUGAGAAGGUCAAAAGAGAUGGUUACAAUGAACAACUCUUAAUUCUUAUUGAUCAGCAGAGAAAAUUAGCCAAUGCUGUAAAACAAUUGCAGCUUGAAUGUAAGAAGAAUGACGAUUUACAAGAGAAAUUAAAUAGUUUAUCAUAAAACACAGAAA
Messenger RNA from Phlebotomus papatasi, 1909 nucleotides. RefSeq names its product coiled-coil domain-containing protein 93 (gene fidipidine). Gene Ontology annotation, biological process: Golgi to plasma membrane transport. The record is from RefSeq and is a predicted model, not a curated record. Lineage: Eukaryota; Metazoa; Arthropoda; Insecta; Diptera; Psychodidae. The transcript is spliced from 7 exons. Bases 97 to 1899 code for a protein of 600 amino acids.